Penaeus vannamei (Pacific white shrimp) is the source of this 815-nucleotide messenger RNA. The record is from RefSeq and is a predicted model, not a curated record. NCBI's taxonomy places the organism in Eukaryota, Metazoa, Arthropoda, Malacostraca, Decapoda, Penaeidae.
GAAACAGACGUCGAAGUACGUUCGUGAGUGGAUUGAGAACGUCUUAGGGAAAGUGAAAGUGUGGUAGAUUAUGGUGGUGAUGGUGAAGUGUUGGCGGCGUUCCCAGGCAGCAAGCGCGACCACGAGUCCUCACACUGAGCCUGGGCGGUCACGGCGCACACGACUCCUACUUUCCUCUCGCUAAUGACGCCCAGAUUCAGAAGGCAGCUUUAGCUACACCAAUGUAGAAAAAUGGAUUCAAAAGCCAGUGUAGAAGACGACUCAGUGCCUGUUACACAAGACACCGUAGAUGAUGAAGACAACUUAAGUGAUAUGGAUUCACAUACAGGGAGUGAACGCGAUGCAGUAUCAGAAGCAGGAUCAGAAACGCCAUCAGUAUCUGAUAGAUCAAGCCUCCGUAAUUCAAGAUCUGCUUCAAAUACGCCAACUAAUACUAGGUCUACCAGGAGCAGGGACAACCCAGACUUUGUAGCAAAGCAGAAAUCUUUUAUGGCAAAGGUACAAGCAGCAACUACAGGAAUUGAUAGUCCUAUGAUGCGACCAGACACACCGGGCAAAAGAAAGAGAGAUAACAGCGCCUCGUCUUCCCAAGGCUCAACAAAGAAGAGAAAAUAUGGAAAGAAUGAUAACAAUGGACAGGACUAUCAGAAUGACAACUACUGCUGGGAAUGCCAUAGAGAAGGUGUUUUUAUAUGCUGUGAAAUGUGUCCAAGAGUUUUUCAUCUCAAAUGUGCUGGAAUGGACAAAGAACCAGAAGAAGACUGGGCAUGUAGUGAAUGCCAUGCUGUUAUGCAGGCAGAAAAUAUUGAAAAUAG